Ceraceosorus guamensis is the source of this 3937-nucleotide messenger RNA. Its product is annotated as AAA-domain-containing protein. Bases 90 to 3509 code for a protein of 1139 amino acids. Gene Ontology annotation, cellular component: cytosol; peroxisome; peroxisomal membrane. Lineage: Eukaryota; Fungi; Basidiomycota; Exobasidiomycetes; Ceraceosorales; Ceraceosoraceae. The record is from RefSeq and is a predicted model, not a curated record. Gene Ontology annotation, biological process: protein import into peroxisome matrix. The transcript is spliced from 7 exons. Gene Ontology annotation, molecular function: ATP binding; ATP hydrolysis activity.
CGCAUCCUUUCUUCUCAACCGCAAUCAGCGCCGCCAACAGCACAGCACCGCAAACCUCCCCUCCCACGCUCAAGUGUUUUCCCCCCAGCAUGUCGCACCCGAGCACAUCCGCCCACGCGCACGCAUCCGCCCACGCACCUCGGCGAUCAAAGAAAGCGACGCAAGUGAGCGCAGUGCUGGACGCUUCACUGCGCUCUUCCCUCGCACACCUCCCCUCGCUGCUGUACGAACCGCUGCUGGCGCGCAACAUUGCAGCUCAAUCCAUCGUGCUGGAACUGACCCGCUUGGUGGGCGAGCGGGAGCGGGAGCGGGAGCGGGAGGGCAAAGAUGAGCAGCAGCAUGCAGAUGCGCACCCGCACCCGCACCCGCACCCGCACCACACAACGACGAGAAGGGAUGUGGUGUAUGCUGGAUGGAGCGGUCUGCCCUCCUCUGCCACUUCCAGCGCCUCGCCUGCACCAGCAUCCGCAUCCACAUCCUCACCCGCACCCGCACCCGCACAUCCACCUCUCACGCUCUCCCCGCUCUUGGCAGCAUCCUUCUCCCCACCUCUCCAACCGCACGAAACGCUGCACCUGAUCCUCUUGCGUUCGCCUCCUCUGCCCAUCGCUACACGUCUUCGAGUCACGCCGCUCACGCCAGACGAUUGGGAAAUGCUGAGCGCGAAUGCUGGAAUGGUGGAGGAGCACUUGUUGGCACAGGUCAGGGCUGCCAAAACCGGCAGCGUGAUACACGUCGCGCUGGGUACGCGCACAGGCGCCCAUUCCAGUUGCGCUUUCCACGUCGAUUCGACGGAACCUGGCAGCGCGGCGCACGAUGGAGCUUCUGCAGCGAGAGCUGUGAAAUUGACCACAGACACCGAGAUCAUCGUCGCUCCUCGCGUGCGCAAAUCUGCCGCGGAAUCGGCAGCCGCAGAACACCACGCCAUCCAUUCUUCCAACACCGCCACCGCUGGCACUGCUUCACCGAGCUCGUCAGCCAGCGCAGCUGCACAAGCCCUCGCCACGCUGUCCAAGCAGCUGCAUCGCAUCCUGCCCGCCAAACUCAGCAACAGCAGCAGCGGCAGCAGCAGCAGCAGCAGCCCGACGCCAUCCCUUCCUCCACCCACAUGCAUCUGGGUGAGCAGACGCACAGCCCAGCUCCUCUCCCUCGCUCUAGGCUCCGACGAAGAGGGCACGUGCGGAAAGGCGGCCUUGACGCUGGUCAAGUGUCCCACGGCCGCGCAUGUCCGACCGGGUGUGGGCAAGGCAAGAGGGGCAAAAGAGGAUGCGCAUGCGGAUGCGGAUGCGGAUGCGGAUGGACAGGCUGCUAGGCCUACGCGAUCGGUCGUCUGGCACGUCUGCGAGCACGUGCUCGAUAGGAAUGUCGUGCUGGGCAAGGCGGUGCAGCAAGGUCUGGGCGCGCGCGAUUGGGAGCUGGUCAGCUUCUCCUCAGCUUCUCCUGGCUUUUCUUCUCGACCUUCUACGCCUAGCGCAGAGCUGGAUGAGCCAGACUUGGUCGUGGAGAGUGACGAGGAAGAGGAGCUGUCUGGGAUGAGCGGAUUGAUGGAUCGCGCGUACAGCCAUCUCUACACUGCGCUGCGUUCUCAGCGCCUCGCAGCGCUCCAAGCAGGUCGGGGGACAGAGAUGAAUACGCGAGCCAGCGGAGCGCUUCACGUUACAGGAGCAUCGGGAACGGGCAAGUCGACAUUCUGUCGAUCCUUGUGCCGCUCCAUGGAAGCGCACGGCAUCGCAUCGAUCCGCAUCGACUGCGCGCACUACUCCGAACUCCGACCAGCGGCUCUGCGCAGCAAAGUGCGCGAAUGGGUCAAUGCUGCUGCCUGGUGCGCUCCCAGUGUGCUCUGGCUGGACGAUGUGGAGCGUGUUUGUCCGGCAGAGGUGGAGCAUGCAGAAGGAACGCAUGCUAGAUUCUCGGCAGAGACGUUGCUGGCUGCGGUGCAGAGGAGGGAGAGCAACGUGCUGCUGCUGUGCUCUAGCAACGGCAAUGUGCACAAGGAGCUUGCUAAUUCGCACGUAUUCAAGUUGACGCUGCAGAUCAAGACGCCGGAUAAGCAGGCUAGAAAAGAGAUCAUCGGGGCACUGGUGCGUGAGCGAUCAGCCAAGAUGAAAGAGCAGCAGCAGGGCCAGCAGCAGCAGCACGUUGCGCUGGAUGUGGUGCAGCUGGCGGGAAAGACGGAAGGGUACUGUCCUGCGGAUCUGCGAGAUCUGGUCGAGAGGGCCGCGCACCAGGCUGCUAUACGCGUCGCAAAAGUGGAGAGCGAGACGAGUUUGACGCUUGGCAUGUCGGAUUUCGAUGCGGCACAGCAUGGUUUCGUGCCGUUGAAUCUGCGCGACGUGAAAUUGGAGACGUCCAGCGUAGCUUGGAGCGAUAUAGGCGGACUGCAAGCGACGCGACAAACGCUUCGAGAGACGCUCGAAUGGCCCACCAAGUACGCGGCCAUUUUCAAGAAUUGCCCGUUGAGAUUGAGGAGCGGAUUGCUGCUCUACGGAUACCCUGGAUGCGGAAAGACGCUCUUGGCUAGCGCUGUGGCCAAAGAGUGCGGAUUGAACUUUAUCUCUGUCAAGGGUCCCGAAAUUCUCAACAAGUAUAUCGGAGCCAGCGAAAAGAGCGUGCGCGAUUUGUUCGACCGCGCUCAAGCUGCCAAACCUUGCGUGCUCUUCUUCGACGAGUUCGACUCCAUUGCUCCUAAGCGCGGUCACGAUAGUACGGGCGUGACGGAUCGAGUGGUGAAUCAGCUGCUCACGCAGAUGGACGGAGCAGAGGGACUGGAUGGCGUCUAUGUCCUCGCCGCCACUUCUCGACCGGACCUGAUCGACAGCGCGCUUUUGCGUCCUGGCAGGCUGGACAAGUCCCUGCUGUGCGAUAUGCCCGACAUCGACGAUCGAUUGGAUAUCCUGCGAGCCGUGGCGAAAAAGAUCCGUCUGCAUGCAGAGGUGGAUUUGGAACGGUGGGCGAGGGAGACGGAAGGCUUUAGCGGUGCGGAUCUGCAAGCGCUGCUUUACAAUGCUCAUUUGGAGACCAUACACGAGGCCGUCGAGCGCGCUCCUAGGCCUGCCGCCGACGGCGGCGGCGGCGGCGGCGGCGGCGACAAGACGGUGGAUGUGGACAUGGACAGGAUCCGACUCGUCGACUUGAACGAAGCGGGCGGGAGCGGGAGCACAAACAUCAAGAGCGCAGCGGAGAGAAUGGCCCAGCUGAAAAGAGUGCAGACGAUCCUCUCCAGCACCCUAGCAUCCCGCACAUCCCACGCUCCAUCACACACUGGCGGCGCUCGCUCGGGGGAAAAAAGUGGAGGAGGAGCGUCAGGCGCCAGCGCCAGCGCCGGCGUAACGGACGCGCAUAUUUCCAAAUCCCUCCGAACCACGCGGCCCAGCGUGCCGGCUUCGGAGAGGGAACGCUUGAGGGGCGUGUAUGGAGAGUUUGCGGGAGACGAAAAGGGCGGAAGAGCGGCUAGAUUUCCGGAUGGGGAGGCGAGCAGGGAGGUGGGGGCGAGGGAGAGCUUGAUGUGAAGCGCGUGCGUGCGUGCGUGCGAGGAGGGAGCGAGCGAGCGAGCGAGCGCAAGGCAACCAACCUCCGCUCGCUUGGGAUGCGCGAACGCGAAUGCGAAUGCGAAUGCGAAUGCGAACACGCCGGACGAGCGUGUCUCUUGUAUGCUAAAGACAAGGAGUGCCAUCGUGGUUCGCAUCACGUGUCUGCACGAGUUGCCGGUGCUGGAUUCCGUAAAAGGAGAGGCAGUUGCGGUCGCGGUCGCGGUCGCGAGACAUUGCCCCCCAUGCAUGCAUCCUCGACCGAUAGACGCGAAGAGAGCAAGUCGCUGUUCACGAGGGGUAGCGCGCAGACGUGCAGACGUGCAGCUAGCAGCAGCAGCAGCGAGCGGUACUCGAGACUUUCUUCUGCGAGGCACAAAUCCUACUCGCGACUUUUACCCCUCCUCAAG